UGGAGAUGGCCCGGUUCACGGUGCAUGUCCGGGAAGAGUGGCUGACCGUGCCCUGUAAGGACACUCAAGCCAGUGUCCGCUGGCUGGGCAGUGAGGCUCUCCGGAGAUACAUGAAGAACAAGCCGGACAGCGGUGGGGUGAGCCCGGGGAGCAGCGGCAGCGGAUUCCUGGUCAGGAAGUGUCAAGGACUCGGCUUACUGGAUCCUGAUGAUGCUAUUGAGGAUGUCCUGGAGGAUAAUGACUUCAUUGAAGUAGUGCUGAAGGACGAUGUGAUGUCUUCAGAGUUCAUCCCUUCUCAACCCGAGAGGGUUCACUUAUACACAAGAUACCAUCAGCCAGACGAGUAUAUUUGUUUAGAUGGAAACCAUCUAACAAUAGAAGAUCUAGUUCGGUUGGGAAGAGGACUUUACAAGAUCAAGCUAACUGCAGAAUCAGAGGAGAAGAUCAAACAGUCAAGGUUACUUCUGGAAAAUAUUGUGAAAGAACAUAAAGUUGUAUAUGGAAUAACUACAGGCUUUGGGAAAUUUGCUCGGACUGUUAUCCCACACAAUAAGCUCAAGGAACUCCAAGAGAACCUUAUUCGUUCCCAUUCAGCCGGUGUUGGUAAACCCUUGUCACCAGAAAGGUCCCGUAUGCUGCUGGCCCUCAGGAUCAAUGUUCUUGCCAAGGGUUACAGCGGAAUCUCCUUAGAGACCCUCAAUCAAAUGGUGCAGGCAUUUAAUGCUUCCUGCCUCUCCUACGUCCCGGAGAAGGGAACAGUUGGGGCGAGUGGAGAUCUUGCCCCGCUUGCUCAUCUUGCCCUGGGACUGAUGGGUGAAGGCAAAAUGUGGUCACCAAAAAGUGGCUGGGCUGAUGCCAAAUAUGUUUUGCAAGCACAUGGACUGAAACCUGUUUCACUGAAACCAAAGGAGGGACUGGCCCUGAUCAAUGGGACUCAGAUGAUCACAUCGCUGGGGGCUGAGGCAGUGGAGAGAGCGACAGCGAUAGCCCGGCAGGCAGACAUUAUAGCAGCUCUUACACUGGAGGUUCUGAAAGGCACAACCAGAGCCUUUGACAGUGACAUUCACAAAUUGCGGCCUCAUCCCGGCCAGGUGGAGGUAGCCUCUCGAUUUAGGUCACUGCUGGGUUCUGAUCACCAUCCCUCGGAAAUAGCAGAAAGCCACAGGUUCUGUGACCGUGUUCAGGAUGCCUACACCCUACGAUGCUGCCCACAGGUACAUGGGGUGGUGAAUGACACUAUCACAUUCGUGAAAAAUAUAAUUGAGACUGAGAUUAACAGUGCCACAGAUAAUCCAAUGGUGUUUGCAGAUAGAGGAGAGACAAUUUCCGGUGGAAACUUCCAUGGAGAAUAUCCUGCAAAAGCUCUUGACUAUCUGGCAAUUGGUGUUCAUGAGCUUGCUGCAAUCAGUGAGAGGAGAAUUGAAAGACUGUGUAAUCCAUCCCUGAGUGAACUGCCUGCUUUCCUGGUUAACGAUGGGGGUUUGAACUCUGGCUUCAUGAUAGCUCACUGCUCAGCAGCUGCCCUGGUCUCUGAGAGCAAAGUAUUGUGCCAUCCAUCUUCGGUGGACUCCCUGUCCACCAGUGCUGCCACUGAGGACCAUGUCUCCAUGGGUGGAUGGGCUGCCAGGAAAGCAUUGAGAGUUAUUGAGCAUGCGGAACAAGUGCUUGCCAUAGAACUUCUUGCAGCCUGUCAGGGUAUUGAGUUUUUGCGUCCCCUGAAAACAACAACUCCCCUGGAAAAGGUUUACGAUCUGGUCCGCACAGUUGUGAGACCUUGGAUUAAAGACCGUUUCAUGGCACCAGAUAUUGAAGUUGUCCAUCAGUUAUUGGUGGAACAAAAGGUUUGGGAAGUGGCACAUCCUUACAUUGAGAAAUACAGAUUGGCAAACCUGCCUGAGGCGAGGCCCAUUUCACCAACCUCCUUUACCCUGGAGCCACCAGUGUCUCCCUGCAAGAGAGCUCGAAUAGAAUAA
This is a messenger RNA of Carcharodon carcharias (great white shark), 1973 nucleotides long. It is a transcript of the gene hal, whose product is annotated as histidine ammonia-lyase. Gene Ontology annotation, molecular function: histidine ammonia-lyase activity. Bases 6 to 1973 code for a protein of 655 amino acids. The record is from RefSeq and is a predicted model, not a curated record. Gene Ontology annotation, cellular component: cytoplasm. The transcript is spliced from 20 exons. Gene Ontology annotation, biological process: L-histidine catabolic process. NCBI's taxonomy places the organism in Eukaryota, Metazoa, Chordata, Chondrichthyes, Lamniformes, Lamnidae.